GCGGCCACCGGAAGAGUCGUAGUCUCCAGCCGAGCCGGGAGAGUGGGGAGCGGAAGCGGUGGCCGCGGCGGCGGCAGGCGGCGCUGGGACCCGGGAGCGGCCGGAGAACAAGGGAGCUGGCGCCGCAGCCGGCUGCCGAGCGAGGCUGAGCCGCGGGGCCGCGCCGAGCGCCGUCGCCGCCCGAAAGGCCCGGCCCGGCCGCCGAAGCAGGCCGCGCGCGGGCCCCAGGGCCCGAGGCCGGAGCCAUGGGCGAGACCAAGAUCAUCUACCACCUGGACGGGCAGGAGACGCCGUACCUGGUAAAGCUGCCCCUGCCCGCCGAGCGCGUCACCUUGGCGGACUUUAAGGGCGUUCUGCAGCGACCCAGCUAUAAGUUCUUCUUCAAGUCUAUGGACGACGAUUUCGGAGUGGUGAAGGAAGAGAUCUCCGAUGACAAUGCCAAGCUGCCCUGCUUCAAUGGCCGAGUGGUAUCCUGGUUGGUGUCUGCUGAGGGCUCACACCCAGAGCCUGCUCCCUUCUGUGCUGACAACCCAUCAGAACUGCCACCAUCCAUGGAACGCACAGGAGGCAUUGGGGACUCCCGGCCCCCAUCCUUCCACCCUCAUGCUGGUGGAGGCAGCCAGGAGAACUUGGACAAUGACACAGAGACGGACUCCUUGGUGUCGGCCCAGCGUGAGCGGCCACGCAGGAGGGACGGCCCAGAGCACACAACCCGGCUAAAUGGAACUGCAAAGGGGGAGCGGCGGCGAGAGCCAGGGGGUUAUGAUAGCUCAUCCACCCUUAUGAGCAGCGAGUUAGAGACCACCAGCUUCUUUGAUUCGGAUGAGGAUGACUCCACCAGCAGGUUCAGCAGCUCCACAGAGCAGAGCAGCGCCUCACGCCUGAUGAGAAGACAUAAGCGGCGGCGGAGGAAGCAGAAGGUUUCGCGGAUUGAGCGGUCCUCGUCCUUCAGCAGCAUCACGGACUCCACCAUGUCACUCAACAUCAUCACAGUCACUCUCAACAUGGAAAAGUACAACUUUUUGGGCAUCUCCAUUGUGGGCCAAAGCAACGAGCGUGGUGAUGGAGGCAUCUACAUCGGCUCUAUCAUGAAGGGUGGGGCUGUGGCUGCAGAUGGACGCAUCGAGCCAGGAGAUAUGCUGUUACAGGUAAACGAGAUCAACUUUGAGAACAUGAGCAAUGACGACGCAGUGCGGGUACUGAGGGAGAUUGUGCACAAACCGGGGCCCAUCACCCUGACUGUAGCCAAGUGCUGGGACCCAAGUCCACGUGGUUGCUUCACUCUGCCCAGGAGCGAGCCCAUCCGGCCCAUCGACCCUGCAGCCUGGGUCUCCCACACUGCAGCCAUGACUGGCACCUUCCCUGCCUAUGGCAUGAGUCCCUCCCUGAGCACCAUCACCUCCACCAGCUCUUCCAUCACCAGCUCCAUCCCUGACACAGAACGCCUAGAUGACUUCCACCUAUCCAUCCACAGUGACAUGGCCGCCAUCGUAAAAGCUAUGGCCUCCCCUGAAUCUGGGCUGGAGGUCCGUGACCGCAUGUGGCUCAAGAUUACCAUCCCCAACGCUUUCAUCGGCUCAGAUGUGGUGGACUGGCUGUACCACAAUGUGGAAGGCUUCACUGACCGGCGAGAGGCCCGCAAGUAUGCCAGCAACCUGCUGAAAGCCGGCUUCAUCCGCCACACUGUCAACAAGAUCACCUUCUCUGAGCAGUGCUACUACAUCUUCGGUGACCUCUGUGGCAACAUGGCCAACCUGUCCCUCCAUGAUCACGAUGGCUCCAGUGGCGCCUCUGACCAGGACACGCUGGCCCCUUUGCCGCACCCAGGGGCAGCCCCUUGGCCCAUGGCUUUCCCUUACCAGUACCCACCGCCCCCACACCCCUACAACCCACACCCAGGCUUCCCAGAGCUGGGGUACAGCUAUGGUGGGGGCAGCGCCAGCAGUCAGCACAGUGAAGGCAGCCGGAGCAGUGGCUCCAACCGUAGCGGCAGUGACCGACGGAAGGAGAAGGACCCGAAGGCGGGGGACUCAAAGUCUGGUGGCAGCGGCAGCGAGUCGGACCACACAACCCGCAGCAGCCUGCGGGGGCCACGGGAGCGGGCACCCAGCGAGCGCUCGGGUCCUGCCGCCAGCGAGCAUAGCCACCGCAGCCACCACUCAAUGGCCAGCAGCCUGCGCAGUCACCACACACACCCGAGCUACGGCCCCCCUGGCGUGCCCCCUCUCUACGGUCCCCCCAUGCUGAUGAUGCCCCCUCCACCCGCGGCCAUGGGGCCUCCAGGAGCCCCUCCGGGCCGCGACCUGGCCUCCGUGCCCCCCGAACUGACAGCCAGCAGACAGUCCUUCCGCAUGGCCAUGGGAAACCCCACCAAGAAUUUCGGGCUGUUUGACUUUCUGUGAGCCCCCAUCGAGGGGAGGCCCAACCUCCGAGGAGACCAGAAGCCCUGCUUCAGCAGCGCCUCAGGGCUUCCCAAGGAUGUUCAGCCCCCAAACCCACACUUCAACAUGUUGAGUCACUAGGCUUUGUUGGAGGGCUCCAGCCUCUCACCCAUGUAUGAGAGACUCUGUUCCCCUUUCCAGAGAAUGCCCAUCCCACUCUCUCUUUCUUUCUCUCCCUCCCUCUCUCCUUCUCUCUCACACGCAUACAUACAUACACACACACGUGCCUAUGCAAGUUCACUUAAGCCUCAGGGCUGGUCCCUGCUCAGAGGGCUGGGCCUUCUCUCCCAGGUUGUGGGGCUGGUCCCCUGACUUUCCCCUCCUCUUCUUUAUAGCCCCCAAACCACCCACACAUGUCCCCAUCAUCUUCCUACCUGAAAAAGCCCAUAAGCUGGGUCUCAGGUCAGGCUUAACAGAGGACUCUCCAAACAACUGACAGGCUGUUCUCACCCCGCUCCCUACUCCAACACCCUUAUUUCACAAUAACCAUGAUACCCCAGAGAAAGGUUGGACAGGGGGACUUCUGGGACUU
This is a messenger RNA of Hyaena hyaena (striped hyena), 2973 nucleotides long. It is a transcript of the gene DVL3, whose product is annotated as dishevelled segment polarity protein 3. The transcript is spliced from 16 exons. Gene Ontology annotation, biological process: canonical Wnt signaling pathway; intracellular signal transduction. Lineage: Eukaryota; Metazoa; Chordata; Mammalia; Carnivora; Hyaenidae. The record is from RefSeq and is a predicted model, not a curated record. Gene Ontology annotation, molecular function: frizzled binding. Gene Ontology annotation, cellular component: cytosol. Bases 246 to 2402 code for a protein of 718 amino acids.